AUGGGUGACGAGGACAAGGGUGAGCCUGUGUAUGCUAGCUACGCUGACCAGCAGGCAGAGAGAUUUCCCCCCUCGUUGACUUCACUGCUGGAACGAUUGCAGGCGCCGUCGGUCUCCUCGUUGGACAACCAUUUGACGUGGUCAAGGUUCGCUACCAAACACCUCAGUACAAUGGAAGAUAUCGCCUCCAUUCUGAAGGAGGAGAAGGUGCGGUCGAACCUACGGUCUUUGCCAGAUGGUUUCUCUGGAUUAGGCGGCCAGCUAACCGCAGAUUCCCGGCCUGUUCAAGGGUGUUAUGAGCCCUAUGCCUUCGUGAACGGAGUUAUCUUCUCCUCAUACACAUCCUUCAUGAGUAUGAUGCCUACGCCUCCCGGCCAGGACCCGACGCUAUGGCAAAUCAACCUCGCCGGAAUGGGAAGCGGUUUUGUGGGAGCUACUCUGACGUGCCCGAUCGAGCUCAUUAAGACGGUGCAGACUGCUCGUUAUCCAUCGAGGAUGAGGAGAACCGGAACGCUGACCCCCCAGAUCCGCCAACAGUCCAUGCCUCCGCACAUGAAUCCCUCGACGUACGCCGUUGCGUGGGAUAUCUUGAAGACUGGUGGCCUUCGUGGCCUUUACAGGGGCUACACAGCGACUCUAAUCCGAGAAUCCGCUUACGGACCGUAUGAGGCGGUGUGUCGAUACUUCAAGUGGCGCCGUGCGAAGUCCGGACAUCCGCUGGAAUAUCACGAUCACAAGCACGACCUUAUCAGCGAAGGCGAGGCCGAGCUCAACUCGGGCCUGAACUGGGCCGAGCUCAUGACGGCUGGAGGAGUGGCUGGCGUAGUUGCCUGGGUUGCGACAUUCCCUUUCGACGUCUUCAAAACUCGCAUGCAAAGCUCAUCCGCCUGGGGUGACGAGGCCAGCAAAGUCAAGUUGGGUCUCUGGCAGACGGCGGUCACAAGUGUUCGUAAAGAAGGCUGGAGGGUCAUGUUCGUUGGAUUGUGGCCCACAAUUGUCCGGGAGCCAGACGCAUUCGCUUCAUAUGGUUCCUCGCACCUUCACGGUUUCGGGUCGGCUACCAACCAUGCAAAGGGGGUAGCGGCGUCCUUCUGUGGGCGUGCCUGCACUACGGAAGGGUUCAUGCAGGGCUCCGGAGAGGGUAAUGUCUGGGGCGAUAUGGGAUCGCCUGGGUGCGUCGAGCAGACGGAAGCUUGUGCCGAGCCACAAGACUACUGA
Messenger RNA from Trichosporon asahii var. asahii CBS 2479, 1218 nucleotides. Its product is annotated as carnitine/acyl carnitine carrier. NCBI's taxonomy places the organism in Eukaryota, Fungi, Basidiomycota, Tremellomycetes, Trichosporonales, Trichosporonaceae. The transcript is spliced from 8 exons. Gene Ontology annotation, molecular function: transmembrane transporter activity. Gene Ontology annotation, biological process: transport. The record is from RefSeq and is a predicted model, not a curated record. Bases 1 to 1218 code for a protein of 405 amino acids.